Molecule: messenger RNA, 1624 nt
Organism: Cantharellus anzutake
Lineage: Eukaryota; Fungi; Basidiomycota; Agaricomycetes; Cantharellales; Hydnaceae
Exons: 4
Coding region: 59-1525 (488 amino acids)
Source: RefSeq, a predicted model, not a curated record
CCUCAAGUGUACAACUCGUCGUUUUUGACACUAGUGGGGAAACGCUUCUACGCCCAUAAUGUUUACCAGGCGCUCGCUUGCUUUCCUUCUUGCCCUCCCAUCCGUUCUCGUAUCAGCCGCGGACCCGGCUCAGCAGCCUGUCCAGGGGGGAUGUGGUCCUGGUGUCUGUGAUCAACUGGGGUGUGGGGGCUACCAACUGGAAAAUUAUCCUAUUACAACAAAUUAUCAACAAGUCAUGACGGGACCGGAGCCGUGGCCUACACCUGAUGGCGCAACUGUCGUUGGUUUUGGAGAGGCAGAUGGUGUUACGACCGUUGUUUUCGAAGCGACCAAACCUGCUUAUAUCGCUGUGCCUACUAACCCACCCAAAGACGGAGGUAAAUGGACGGUUGUUGAGGAGGCCGUGACCAUUCCCAAUGGCCCUGGAAAUACGUUGACCAUCACGAGUCAUGCGUUGACGACCGUUCCUGCGUGUCCCACUCCUUCGACGAUUACGUCGACUACUACGACGUACAUCACCACUACGUCCACUGUUACUUCGAGGACGACGGACACUCAGUACAUAACUCUUCCGCCCAUCACCACCUUUUCGACAACCACGUUCUUCGCCACUCCAGUUACAGUUACGUCUUAUGUGACCUUGCCACCUGUCACUUCAAUUUCUUUAGUGACUCUUCCUCCGUUGACUGUCACUUCUACCAUUACAACCACCGCAACAAUCACUAUACCCGUCACGCCGUCACCUCCCACACCAACAUGCACGCCUGCUGUCCUCAAGCCCUGGACCAAUGUCGAUAUUUACACAAACAACCCCUUCCGCUUCGUAACCAAUGAUCCAUCCCCACAGAUCCUCAGUAUCCAAGACGCGGGUUACAAGAAGGAAAGAUACUCUGUCGUCGUCGACGGACAGCAGAUUGGAACUACUUCCCCCAUUAACCCUGACUCGGGCGUUUGGUGCGCUCUCACCCCCGCCGCCAAAGACACUUGUGAAGUCAAAGGCCUCAGUAAAGGACAGUUCAUCAUCCCCCCCGGAUCGCACGUUGUCGAAAUCGUCAAUAUCCUCGGAGUUGUCAAUAACCCUGAUGCCUACUCGACUAUAUUUUACCAGCUUGAGCGUCAAUGUACUAUUACUAUCCCUCCUCCACCUCCAUGCUCGCAAAGGCCUGUUCAGGAUGUGGCGGUUGUCGAUGUUUACAAGAAUAACCCUUACAAUUUCUCCUUCAACUUCAACUUCCCCACCAAGUUAACGGUAAUGGAUGCGGGUUACCGUGCCGAGAAGUAUAAAAUUUCGAUAGAUGGAGUCCUCGUAGGCGACACAGACGCAUACGCCAUCAAUCGCCUCGUUUGGUGUGGUAUCACUCCCAAUACCUACCAAAACUGCCUGAACAGUCAAAUGAGCAAAGGAGAAUUUGUUGUACCUGCCGGCGUACACACCGUCACCGUAACACUGGAAGCGGGCGUUUUCGAACCAACUUGGACGUACAGUACGAUAUUCUACAAGAUUGACACCUACUGCCCAUCUUAAGUCCAUACGACGGGGUGGGUAGCAUCUGUCACUUGGACCUGCCCCCCCCCACCCCAAAUUGCGAGUUCAUUGGAAUCGUUUGUUCAUCACUUGACAUGU